UUUAUGUUAUCCAGUAUAAUUACACUAUAAUUUGCGUAUAAUUAGAGUGUAUAAUGUACUUAGUAAACAGUAUAUACCAGUGACAAGAGACCUUAUUCUCUAUUUGAUGUAAACCUAAAAAAGAGGACUAUUCAGAAUAUCAUACAAGUUUGAACUUUUGUAAACAUGAGAAUUUCAGUAGGUGUUUUUUUUGCUGAAUAAUUGGAAAAAAAUUUAUAAUGUAUACAGAAUUAUAUUAUUUUAGAAACUAGGCUUUUGCACACCGUUGUUCAUUAAAGUGUUUAGCUGGCUAGAUUUGUCAUAGCAGUAUCUUUUUGUUGUGGAUUACUUUUUCUUUGUAGUUGCUUCUUUCUCUAUCCUUUACUAAUUUCUUUGAGAUUAUUUCACCAGGUCGUGUUCAUGAUGAAACUCGAAGGAGUGAUGCUUCCAGAAUUGAGAUGCAAAUGUCUAACUCUAAAGUUGCAUGUAUCGAAGUAUAAUCUGUAUGGGAUAGCCAGCCUUUUGCAAACCUCGCCUCUUUUGAAGUCACUCAACAUACACAUCAAAUCUGAGUGUGGCGAUCCCCCCUGCCAGCUUGAGCAAAACUAUUUUGCCGAAGUAGAUAACAUCAAUUUGCCGAGUUGGAUUCCAAACACGGUGUUUCCCAAUCUCAAGAAUGUUAAGAUUGUCGGAUGCGGAGCAGAAUGUUUGAAUAAGUGGUCUGAAGGGGGUUUUUGUAAGCUUUAUGAACUUUCUAAGUUUCUACUAAAGAAUGCAGUGGCUUGUCAGAAGUUUGUUAUCGUAGCAAAGAGAAGAAAGUGCUGGAUUUGUUCAAAGAGCUGUAUGUCCCGGCAUUUAUCACGAUUGGCUAAGAAAUUGUUAGACACCCAAAGAUCAUCAAAGAAUAUUGUGAUUAUUUACCAAGAGUUAGCAUGAUCAGACUGGCUUCUUUUUUUUUUUUUUUUUUUUUUUUUUGGUUGUUUCGGCACGCUAGAAAUAGCUAUAUUUUAGCUUUUGAUUUAGUGCAUACGUAAGUUUAUACUUGCGGCAUUCCAAAUUUUGUGAUGGCUGCCUGGUUUCUUAGAAGCCUUUGUUUUUUGCACUCUAGACGUAGCAUAUGUGCUUGUAAUUUCCAGCAACUUUUGUUUUUCUUGAAUUUUCAAGAUUGCCAAACCGACAAAUUAAACCACAUGUUUUUUCAUAAUAAUUAGGCCCUUGAAAUGCUUUAUUUUUCUUCUUUUUGUCAAUAGCAUCAAGAUUCUUGGACAUUGUUUUCUCCUUCCCCCUCUCUUUGUUUGCUUUUACUUGGAAGAAAGAGGUCCCUACUGUUUUGUUUAAGCAAAUAAUCUGUAGCUGUUGUAUAUAAUCCUCCAUUAAUUUACUAGGUUAAUGCUGCAAUUUUCAAGAUGACCUUUGGCUACCAUA
Lycium barbarum (goji berry) is the source of this 1404-nucleotide messenger RNA. RefSeq lists its product as uncharacterized. The transcript has 2 exons. The record is from RefSeq and is a predicted model, not a curated record. The coding region runs from base 400 to 915 and encodes 171 amino acids. NCBI's taxonomy places the organism in Eukaryota, Viridiplantae, Streptophyta, Magnoliopsida, Solanales, Solanaceae.